Drechmeria coniospora is the source of this 414-nucleotide messenger RNA. RefSeq lists its product as uncharacterized. Lineage: Eukaryota; Fungi; Ascomycota; Sordariomycetes; Hypocreales; Ophiocordycipitaceae. Bases 1 to 414 code for a protein of 137 amino acids. The record is from RefSeq and is a predicted model, not a curated record. The transcript has 2 exons. Gene Ontology annotation, cellular component: extracellular region.
AUGAUGCUCCUCUCCAUCGCCUUCGUGGCCGUCGCCGCCCUCGUCGCCAGCGCAUCCGCCCACGCCGUCAGUUGUCGCGGCGAAGUCGCUUGUCCGCUCAACGACGGCCAGCUCAUCGACCUCCUCGUCCAGUUCCAGAAGCUUCAGAAGCAGGGCAAAGGCUCGCGCUAUUACAAACCUGGUGUGCAAAUCGCCUGCGCCGAUGGCCCGGGUGCUUCCAUGUGCGCCUUCUACCAGAGAGGUGCCGGCGGCAACGUCAACACGGCCGCCAAGCUCGUCCAGAGCCUGCUCGACCGGAAAUGCAGCAGGUGCGGCAGCUUCCACCCGGCACGGAGGGACGUCUCCAAGGGGGAGCUGGUCAUCAACCUCGUCACGAGAGCUUGCUGCGAGGGAAACUGCAUCUGUCCUCGCUAG